AUGGUCUCCAGACAGAAAGAGGAAAUGGCAUCACAGCUUUCUGUCUCAGAGGAACAGGAAACUCAGUAUGCUCUAGCAUUGGCUGAAUGGAAAGAAAAGGAAGGACAUCAAGAAGGAAAACUUGUGUCAUCGCAGGAGCAUUUGGAUAAAGCAAAUGCAGUCCUGGAGCUGAAGGAAGAACAAAUGGAAACACUGAAAAACCAAAAUGAGGUCCAACAGGAAGAACUGGAGGUGGUGCAAAAGAAAUUGAUGGAGUUACUAAACAGCAUGGAAGGAAAUGUGGACAAAGUCUUCAUGAGAAACCUCUUCACUGCAUGUUUUCAAACACCCAAAAGGAAACAACCUGAAGUGCUACAGUUAAUUGGAAGCACUCUGGGUACCAAAUGGGAGGAAAUGGAGCAGUUGUUGAAGGAAGAUCAAGGCGCUGUCACCAGAUUUGCAGAUGGGCACAUACUGGAUUCAAAAAGAUACGUCAUUAUUGGAGCAGAUCUCCGAGAGAUACAUGAAUUGGAAGAGAAACUAAAGAAAUCUAACAUGAAUACACAAUUGCCAACGCUCCUGAUAACUGAAUGUGUGCUAGUCUAUAUGACUCCAGAGCAGUCUGCAAACCUCCUCAAGUGGGCAGCCAACAGUUUUGAGACAGCCAUGUUGAUAAACUACGAACAGGUGAACAUGGGUGAUCGGUUUGGGCAGAUCAUGAUUGAAAACCUGCGGAGACGACAGUGUGAUCUGGCAGGAGUGGAAACUUGCAAGUCAUUAGAGUCACAGAAAGAACGGCUGCUGUCAACAGGGUGGGAAACGGCAUCCGCAGUGGACAUGAUGGAGUUGUACAGCAGGUUACCGCGUGCUGAAGUGAGCAGAAUAGAAGCGCUUGAAUUCCUGGAUGAAAUGGAGCUUCUUGAGCAGCUCAUGCAGCAUUACUGCCUCUGUUGGGGAACCAAAGGAGGAAGUGAACUUGGUUUGCAGGAGAUAACUUGUUAGUCUGUUGAAGGCAUAUGCUGAGCCACAAGCUGAAGCCACCGGCCUUCCUGGGGGAGCUACGCUGAGCUCUGAGUGAUGGGCAGGCCUCAGGUACUGCCCUCAUCCCACAAUCUGAGAAACCUUGGUCUCAAAGUUUGCCGUACCAGCUCUUGUUUCUGUUGACUUGUUUAAAUAAAUCACACUUGCCAUUGC
This is a messenger RNA of Propithecus coquereli (Coquerel's sifaka), 1173 nucleotides long. It is a transcript of the gene LCMT1, whose product is annotated as leucine carboxyl methyltransferase 1. Bases 1 to 981 code for a protein of 326 amino acids. Gene Ontology annotation, biological process: C-terminal protein methylation. NCBI's taxonomy places the organism in Eukaryota, Metazoa, Chordata, Mammalia, Primates, Indriidae. Gene Ontology annotation, molecular function: protein C-terminal leucine carboxyl O-methyltransferase activity. The record is from RefSeq and is a predicted model, not a curated record. Gene Ontology annotation, cellular component: cytosol. The transcript is spliced from 7 exons.